Molecule: messenger RNA, 2168 nt
Organism: Protobothrops mucrosquamatus (brown spotted pit viper)
Lineage: Eukaryota; Metazoa; Chordata; Lepidosauria; Squamata; Viperidae
Gene: SLC26A4
Product: solute carrier family 26 member 4
Exons: 18
Coding region: 1-2130 (709 amino acids)
Biological process (GO): transmembrane transport
Cellular component (GO): membrane
Molecular function (GO): bicarbonate transmembrane transporter activity; oxalate transmembrane transporter activity; sulfate transmembrane transporter activity
Source: RefSeq, a predicted model, not a curated record
AUGGCAGCCAGCGGUGGGGCCGACGGAGGCCGCCCGGAUCUCAGUCGCUACGUGGUGAGCCGACCCAUCUACAACGAGCCCAGCUUCCAGGAGGAGAACGAGAAGAAGCUGGUGGUGCCCAAAACGCUCCGCGAGCGAGUCCAGAAAUCCUGCAGCUGUUCGAGAAAAAAAGCCUUCCAAGUCACCAAGACCUUCUUCCCUAUUCUGGAGUGGCUGCCCAAGUACAGGAUUAAGGAAUGGCUCCUGAGCGACAUAAUUUCGGGCGUCAGUACGGGACUCGUGGCUACCUUGCAAGGUUUGGCGUACGCCUUAUUGGCUGCAGUUCCCAUUGGAUACGGCCUCUAUUCUGCAUUUUUUCCCAUCCUGACGUACUUCUUCCUAGGAACAUCAAGACACAUCUCCGUCGGACCUUUCCCCGUGGUUAGUUUAAUGGUGGGCUCCGUAGUACUGAGCAUGGUACCGGACAUGGAUAACAGUAACAUGACGGGGAUGAAUGGAACAACCGUGGUAGACAUGGCCUCUAGAGACGCCCAGCGGGUGCUCAUUGCCAGCACGGUGACCUUCCUGGUUGGCAUAAUCCAGCUAGUGUUUGGAGUACUUCAGAUUGGUUUUAUUGUAAGGUACCUUGCUGAUCCAUUGGUUGGUGGAUUUACAACAGCUGCUGCUUUUCAAGUAUUUGUUUCACAGCUAAAAAUUGUGCUGAACGUUUCAACCAAAAACUACAACGGAGUCCUUUCCAUAAUCUACACGCUGAUAGAAAUAUUUGAAAAUAUUAGAACCACCAAUAUAGCUGACCUAGUGGCGGGGUUGCUGACCAUCGUGGUGUGCAUGGCUGUCAAGGAGAUUAACGACCGCUUCAGGCACAAGAUCCCGAUUCCCAUUCCGAUAGAAGUGAUUGUGACUAUCGUUGCCACGGGCAUUUCCUACGGAGUGGACCUUGAGAAGAAAUACAAUGCGGGGAUUGUGAAAACUAUUCCUAGAGGAUUUUUGCCUCCUCAACCUCCAGCGGUGGAGAAGUUUGGAGAGAUGUUGGCCUCAUCAUUUUCCAUUGCGAUUGUCGCUUACGCUAUCGCCGUCUCGGUGGGGAAAGUAUACGCCACCAAGUAUGAUUAUUCCAUUGAUGGAAAUCAGUCUGUUUUGGCAGCUGUGGUCAUUGCGAACUUAAAAGGGAUGUUCAUGCAGGUUUGCGAUGUCCCUCGUUUGUGGAGGCAGAGCAAAGCAGACGCAAUGAUCUGGGUUUUCACGUGUGUAGCAUCCAUCAUCCUGGGAUUGGAUUUGGGAUUACUUGCUGGUUUGGUAUUUGCCCUGCUGACGGUGGUGCUGAGAGUUCAGUUUCCUUCCUGGGGUAAACUUGCUAACGUUCCUGGCACGGAUCUGUAUAAGAACAUCAAAGAAUACAAAAAUGUGGUUGAACCCGAAGGAGUGAAGAUCCUCAAGUUUUCAAGUCCCAUUUUUUACGCUAAUAUCGAUGGCCUAAGAAGCAGCGUCAAAUCUACUGUGGGGUUUGACGCUGUGCGGGUGUACAACAAAAGGCUGAAGGCGCUGAGGAAAAUACAGAAGCUAAUCAAGAAAGGAAAAUUAAAAGCCACAAAAAAUGGCAUUAUCAGCGAUUUGGGAACCGUGAAUGAGGGUUUUGAAUCUGAUGAUGAUCCAGAAGAUCCGGUCGAUCCGGACAUUCCAACCAAAGAAAUGGAGAUCCAGGUGGAUUGGAACUCAGAACUUCCCGUCAAAGUGAAUGUUCCGCAAGUGCCCCUCCACAGCCUCAUUUUUGACUUUGGAGCCGUCUCUUUCCUAGAUGUAGUAGCUGUCAGAGUAAUGAAAACAAUUGUCAAAGAGUUCAAAAGAAUUGAUGUGUCAGUAUACAUCGCAUCACAUCUAGACCACAUUAUUAAAACAUUAGAACACUGUGCCUUUUUUGACGAUAACAUUCAAAAAGAAGUAUUUUUCCUGACUGUACACGAUGCUGUACUACACAUACAGAGUCAAGUCAUGUAUAGGGAGGCCCAAGACCCUAUAGCUGAAAAGAUAUCCUUGAUGCAGGAAUCAAAAGAACCGAUAGAAUUUCCAGAAACUUACCAGAAUGAAGAGCUGGAUGUUCAAGAAGAGGCUAUGCGCAGACUUGCUUCCUAAAGGACAUCUUCAGGCUUGGGAAGACCAUGGACAGCGUA